AUGUACCCGGACGACCCUAUAAUGUCUUCCUCCCCUCCGCCCGCCGCGCAUCGAACGCGCUCGAGCAGUCCAGACAAGCAGGGCACCUACGUCACGCAGCCUACACAGCCUGUGCCUGCCCGCUCGCCAUACUUUACGUCUGAUGUCACCCAGCCCAUGCAACUGCUCACACCCAAAGCGAACCGCACGCUGCCAAUCGAACUCGGAAUUUCGCCGCAACUGCAAGUUCCACGCUCGUCACCUGGUUUAGAACGCUUCUCCUCGCCCGCCGCACAGUCGCAGUCGCAGUCGCAGAUGCAGACGCAGACGCAGACGCAAACACAGAAACAGGGUCCAUACGGCUUCAAUCGAAUGGCUCCACCCGGCACUGCCUUCUUUCCUCCGCAAGCCGUUCGCAAGCCCGUGUUCGACCUGACUUCAGACGAUGCGCCUGUCGAGCGCGACCCCGACGAGGACGAGUCGUCGUUCAGAUCGAACAUCCCGCUCAGCAAGGUGGAGAUGGGCAGUCACGCGUCCAAGGUUGACGAGACACCGCCGAAACCGAGCUGGGACCUUUCGGGCUAUGCGUACAAAGUCGUCCAGCAGGCGUCACGAAAGCGCGGUGUCGAUGAAGUCACGCAGAGCCAAAGUCCACCACCUAAGAAAGCGAAGCCUAUGCCUCGACAGGGUGGGCCGAGCCGUGCUGUGCCUGUGGAUGUGGAUCUGACUGGCGAUGAUGAUCUGCAAUUGAAAGACAUUCCUGAUUUUGACCUGAGAAGGAAGACACAGCGGCUCCAGGUCGUCUUCUCCAACAAGCCCAUAAGCGUGCUGUACAAGGCCAUUGUCGUCAAGAAGGGCAACUUCGAGGAUGCUUCUGCUUUUCUCGCUGACCAGGACUCGGACGAUGAGCUGCUCAAGUCGCCGCAGAUUGGGGUCGCCCAGCGCAGCACGAGCAUCGCGGAGCCGAAGAAGACUGCACAGCGUGGGCUGAAAGCUCCUGUCAAGUCGCUCAUGGACAAGUACUCGAAGCAGGCACCGUCUUACAGCACACCGAGUGCAACUGCGAGCCCAGCGACGACAGACGCUGAACAGCCCAAGAAGCGGAGGCUCAUACGUGGGAGGCGCAAGCCUGAUCCUGAAAGCGACGAAGAUGCUAUGACGCCGCCUCGACCGCAGAAAAAGGGUGUGAGGCUGCAAACGACAGCGCCUGUGGUGGUGUCUGAUGACGAAGACGAAGGGAUCAUCGCUAUCUCAGAUAACGACUCGGAUGCUGGAGCUAACCCCGACAAGGAGCACAAGUUCAGUGAAUCGAGUCUGGUCGACUUCUUCAACACUUGUUCUGUCGAAGCAAUGGUCGAUCUGUCCGGUCACAAAGAGGAGGACAUCAGCAAGCUGCUGGAAGAGCGGCCUUUCAAGUCGCUUGAUGCAAUCCGCAACAUUCACGUGGAUGCGAAAGCGGCGCAAGAGCAGGAGAAGGGUAAGAAAAAGGCAAGAAAACCGAGGAUCACAUUCGGAGCCCGACUUGUCGAGUCCGCUGAAGACAUGUGGGAUGCGUACUCGACUAUUGACUCGGUUGUGAAACAGUGCGAGGGCCUUGGAAAGCCAAUGGUGGCCGGCAUGGCUCGCUGGGGCAUCAACAUCUUCGGCGCGUCGACAGAUGGCGAGGUGGAUGCAGUCACUCUGGAUGACAGUAGUGACACCAGUUCAACCCGCGAUUCGGGAUACUACACGCCAAAGAGCGGUCAUGGCAGCGACACCGAGAGCAGCGAUCUUCGUAAGACCAGCAGCAAGAUGAAGCUUCUGAAGCAGCCGGCUAUCAUGAACAACGACAUAGAGUUGAAGGACUAUCAGGUCGUCGGCCUGAACUGGCUGAACCUGCUGUGGCAGAACGGCAUCUCGGGCAUAUUAGCUGACGACAUGGGUCUGGGCAAGACCUGUCAGGUCAUCGCAUUCUUGUCGCACCUUAAAGAGCAAGGGGAGGGGCGGCCAACGCUCAUCAUCGUGCCCGGAUCGACGUUGGAGAAUUGGUGUCGUGAGUUCGAGCGCUUCUCGAGCAAAAUCAACUUCACUCCGUACUACGGCUCUCAAGCUGAGCGGUUCGAGUCUCAGGACACAAUUCGGGACAAUAUCGAGACUGGGAAUUGCGACGUCAUCAUCACCACCUACGACCUGGCCUACCGGAAAGAAGAUAAUGUUUUCUUGCGCAAGUGCAAACCACAAAUAUGCAUCUUCGACGAGGGUCACGUUUUGAAGAACGCGAACACUGCGCGCUAUAAGAGCCUGAUGAGGAUAACGCCGAAGUGCAGGAUUCUGCUAACAGGCACGCCGCUGCAGAACAGUCUGCAGGAGUUGAUGUCCAUUCUGGGAUUCCUGAUGCCAGACGUCUUCUAUGACAAGCAGGACGACAGUGUGCAGGAGAUGCUGCAGAUCCUGUUCAAGCACAAGGCCAAGGUCACUGAGAGCGAUUCUCACAGCACCCUGCUUUCGGCACAGCGUGUCCAGCGCGCACGAACUAUGCUAACGCCCUUCAUACUGCGCCGCAAGAAGGCUCAGGUGCUGAAGCAUCUUCCCAAGAAGACUUGCCGUGUCGAAUACUGCGACCUUACGGAUACGCAAAAGACGCUCUACAACGAGCAGCUGCAGAAACAGCGCAAGAUCCUCCUUGACCGCGCCGCUGGUCUCCCCGUCAAAGACCAUGCAAACGUCAUGAUGAAGCUGCGACAAGCAGCCAUCCACCCGCUCCUCUUCCGCCACCGGUAUACCGACGACAAGAUUCGCAAGAUGUCCAAGGCAUGCUUACGCGAAGACACGUUUGCGGAGUCCAACCCAGAGAUCAUCUUCGAGGAGCUGCAACUUUACCAGGACUACCAAUGCCAUCACCUGGCUCUCAAAUACCCCUCUGCGCUGAAGAAGUUUGAGCUGAAAGGCCGCGAGUGGAUGGACAGCGGUAAGGUCCAGGUCCUGCUUGAGCUGCUGAAGAAGUACAAAGCGAACGGCGACCGGGCGCUAGUAUUCUCACAAUUCACGAGCGUCAUGGAUAUCCUGGGAUGGGUGUUCGACGACCACGAUAUCCCAUUCAUGCGCAUGGACGGCUCGACCCCGAUUGCCGAACGCCAGGGGCUGAUGGAUGUUUUCCACUCGGACACAAGCAUCCCCGUGUUCAUGCUGUCUACCAAAUCCGGCGGCGCGGGCAUCAACCUCGCGUGCGCCAACAAGGUCGUCAUCUUCGACAGCAGCUUCAACCCACAAGACGACAUCCAGGCCGAGAACCGCGCGCAUCGCGUCGGUCAGACGCGCGAGGUCGAGGUUGUCCGGCUGGUCACGAAAGACACGGUCGAAGAGCAGAUCUACGCCCUGGGCGUCAGCAAACUCGAGUUGGACAAGAUGGUGCAGGGCGAGGAGCAGGACGACGCGGGGACCAACAAGGCGAAGAAAAAGGGCACCGAUACCGGGACUGCAACGCCCGCCAUCAGCAAGGCCGAGGAGGCGGGCAUCAAUGCUGUCGAGGCCAUGUUGUUGCAGCAGAUGAAGACGGCGGGAGAGAGCACGGAUGUCAAAGACGCCUUCAGGGAUGGGUUGGAGAAGGCUGGGUUGGAUCUGAGCGCUGCGUAA
This is a messenger RNA of Ascochyta rabiei, 3591 nucleotides long. RefSeq names its product DNA helicase. The record is from RefSeq and is a predicted model, not a curated record. The transcript has a single exon. Gene Ontology annotation, molecular function: ATP binding; ATP-dependent chromatin remodeler activity; chromatin binding. NCBI's taxonomy places the organism in Eukaryota, Fungi, Ascomycota, Dothideomycetes, Pleosporales, Didymellaceae. Gene Ontology annotation, cellular component: nucleus. The coding region runs from base 1 to 3591 and encodes 1196 amino acids.